Molecule: messenger RNA, 1738 nt
Organism: Pseudophryne corroboree (corroboree frog)
Lineage: Eukaryota; Metazoa; Chordata; Amphibia; Anura; Myobatrachidae
Gene: GMPR
Product: guanosine monophosphate reductase
Exons: 9
Coding region: 267-1304 (345 amino acids)
Biological process (GO): nucleotide metabolic process
Cellular component (GO): GMP reductase complex
Molecular function (GO): GMP reductase activity
Source: RefSeq, a predicted model, not a curated record
CCGGCAGAACAGGAGCCAGAGGGAAGAUUACAGUACUGUCGCUGUGCUCUACAAAAGCACUUUCUAAAAACAGCGCUUGCCUAAUAAAGAUAUGGGGCUUGUACGUUCACUGUUGGCCUUCUCAGCACUAUAAAUACUCUUGCUGAAGAACAUACAGGCUUUGGUUGUUGCAGGUUAUAUCUGGUUCAUACACUCUGUAACAAAACAGGAAGGAUAUCUGCUCCUUUCUGCAUUACAGGACUGAGGGACCUUAAUAAUUUAUAAGGAUGCCUAGAGUGGACGCAGACCUCAAGCUUGACUUCAAAGAUGUCCUUCUCAGGCCAAAGAGGAGCAGCCUCAAAAGCAGAUCAGAGGUAGAUCUAGUGCGCACCUUUACAUUCCGCAACUCCAAACAAACCUAUACUGGUAUACCCAUAAUUGCGGCUAAUAUGGACACUGUGGGCACCUUUGAAGUGGCAAGGGCUUUGAGCAAGCAUGCACUAUUUACUACAAUUCACAAGCAUUACUCAUUAGAAGACUGGAAGAACUUUGCAUCACUAUCUCCUGAAUGUCUUGAGCAUGUCGCAGCCAGCUCUGGUAGUAGUCAAGCAGAUCUGGAGAAGCUGAGUAGCAUCCUGGAAGCCAUUCCGCUUAUCAGAUACAUUUGUUUGGAUGUAGCUAAUGGAUACUCAGAGCACUUUGUAGAAUUUGUGAAGACUGUACAUGGCAAAUUUCCAAACCACACUAUAAUGGCUGGCAAUGUGGUUACAGGGGAAAUGGUGGAAGAACUAAUUCUUUCAGGAGCUGACAUCAUAAAAGUUGGAAUCGGACCAGGAUCUGUUUGUACAACCAGGAUUAAAACAGGUGUUGGUUACCCACAGCUGAGUGCUGUCAUUGAAUGCGCUGACUCUGCCCAUGGGUUGAAAGGACAUAUCAUCUCAGACGGAGGCUGCAGCUGCCCAGGAGAUGUCGCUAAAGCAUUCGGGGCUGGAGCAGAUUUUGUGAUGCUGGGAGGAAUGCUGGCCGGACAUGAUCAGUGUACAGGAGAGAUCUCUGAAAGAAAUGGAAAGAAGGUGAUGCUGUUCUAUGGCAUGAGCUCAGAUACAGCCAUGAAGAAACAUGCUGGCAAAGUGGCUGAAUACAGGGCAUCUGAAGGUAGGACAGUGGAAGUACCGUACAGAGGAGAUGUGGAGGACACUGUGCGGGACAUCCUAGGAGGACUAAGGUCUACUUGCACAUAUGUGGGAGCUGCCAAACUGAAAGAGCUAAGCAGACGGACAACUUUUAUCCGUGUGACCCAGCAGUUCAACCAGAUGUUUUCUUAAUGGUGUAAAUGCUUAAGCAGCGAUCGCAUCAAUCUCAACACAGGCUUCCGUCCCAUAUCUGUUUCCAGACAAACUCUUCUUUUUUCAUGUAUUACAUUUCCACACAAAACCAUAGCUGACAUGUAGACAGGCUUCCUAUGCAGUAUAUAUAGAAUACCUCUCCAUCUGUAUUAUCACGGAUACAUUCAAAUCAAUAAUUUCAUAGCCAAUCUAAUUUUUUGUUAUGUAACAUAUUUUAAUAUAUUUUACAGACCUAGAUGAUAUAUACAUUUAUUUAUUAUUUUUAAAUCUAAAACUUAGCGCUAAUAGAUCUGUUAUGACUAUACUUACUGUACUUAGACCAGGUCUGCCUGGAAGUGGCCCUUAUUGCCCAUUUUGUGGCCUUAAAGUAUACAUUGUGAACUGGUUGUAAAAUAAUAAAAUAUUGAAAGUGC